ACAGAGACAGUUGAAAGCCAAGUCGAAGAUGUCUGUUACUGUUUAUUUAUGGUAUUGUUGUUCUGCUGGAGUGCCACCAUAUAUAUUUGUCUUUUUUUUGUCAAAGUGUUUUUGUGUUUAGUAGUAUUUUAUGUUUGGAUGGAUGAAAAAAGGAUCCCCCUAGUCCUAAGUACCACCUAGCUAGUAUUAAAGAUUGCCUGGUAGUGCAAUAUGGAAAAUAGUUUUUAAGGGCGACCUGGUACAAUUUACACUACUAUUGUGAUUCCUGAUGAUGAAAUCAAAUAAUUGAUAUCGAAAUAUUGAAUCCCGACACAAUGGCGUGCAUUUCAAUACUUGGAGUAUGUAUUAUAUUAUUUUAUCUGAGAUUAAUCAGUGGACCUUUAGGAUUGUGGGUAAAGUAUUUGUUUUAUACAAGAAAAUGCACCAACUGGCAACACGGAUAAUUUUUCCUAUUGUGUGUGGGAAUUUCCCACCGGUCAUGGGGAUUCCCCAGUUUAGACUAGGCCUUAUAAAUACUGUACAGUAUUCUGUCCCUUACUUGUCUAUCCUCCACUACUUGUGAUUUGAAAACACCAGUUUAAAACGUCUUAUUGAAAAUAUAUUCCAUCAAAAUCAUUUUCUGCAUUAUUAGAAAAUGGAUGCAGAAGUAGAUUGCUAUGACAACCAGAGGAGUGGUGAAAGUAAUGUGGCGACUCCUGCGAAGUAUGUGAAAGGGCUUGGAAGAGGUCAAAUGAAACCAAUCGACCCCAUGACUAUACGUUUACCAAAAUUCCUGAUGGAAAAUAUAGAGAAUGGAAAGACCCGAAAACCAAAGGCUGAAAGUAGUGGAUCAUCAUAUUUGUCUUCGAAAAUCAAAAAUGAAAUCAGUAUACUCAACAGUUAUAUCCAAAGUCAUCAAAAUUCUAAACAACUUUCUAAUGCCAGGUCUGUACAAACUUUUGACUCUGACCCUCAUAUCUUUGAUUGGCCUGAAGCCAAAAAACGCAGUUCCCAAGGAAGUCGUUCCUCGUCUUUUUCUGCGCUUAGCUCAACAGCCGAUGAUGUUAAAAGUCUUUCAGUGAAUGAUAAGAACGAGUGGCCAACGAUUAAUAAUUCCACAGAUGCAAGUGUUUUUGUGAGUGAUAAGGUUGAAUGGCCAGCGAUUACUUCCAAAAAGACGAGUCCUGACAGCUCAAAAGAAUCGGAAUCAGAACCUGAAAGUAAAGAAAUUCUUCUUGAUUUUAAGUCGGUUGGUAGAAAGUUGCUAAGCACAAAUGGUGAUCAUGCAGGAGCCUUGGAUGUUGACAAAGAUGACAAAAAAACUGACGAACAGCAAAAACAAAAGGACAAUUAUAAACUGUGUGUUCAAAAUAUUCCUUACACUAUAACUGAAACUGAUCUGAUGGGGGCGCUUUCUACCUACGGCACUGUCAACAGCUGUCAAAUAUUUCAAGGGACGGACAAUCAUGCAAUGGCAAUAGUUGUCAUGGAUAGUCAGAAAGCAUGUGAUUGGGCAGUAUCCUGUCUCCAUGGCGAGGAAUCACCAUUUUCAGGAUAUGAAGAUGGAGAUGUACCAAAAUUAAGUGUCAUUCAAAUUAAGGAGUGUGAAAGAAGAUGAUUUAGGAGAGAAAAUGUGAUCUUAUACUGAUUAUUGAAGGUAGUUAGCCGAAGCCCCUUUUUGUAGUAGUACUUUUUUAUAACUUGGUUUUUGUUAAAGAAACAAUUCUGAGUUAACCUUUGCAUAUAGGAAACCACCCUUACCAUGAACCUGGUUACUGGCCUGAAUUUCUACAAAAAUUUAGGCCUAUAAUUAUAUUAUUAGAUUUAUUUUUGUAUAGCGCAUAAUGCAUACAGCCUCUGCAUUUCACAGCCUCUAUGCAUUUCACAUUUAAAGAAAUAAGCCAGAGUAAAAAAAAAAACAAGAUUAAAUAUAAUGAAGAUUUGUAACUAGUGGAAGUUUCAUGCAUCAAAUCUACAAUAAAUUAUUAAUUUUACAAAUUUUACAAAUUAUUUUGUAAUUAUUAACUAUUUAGUUACUAUACAGUAUGACAAAAUGAAUAAUUAUU
Molecule: messenger RNA, 2045 nt
Organism: Anneissia japonica
Lineage: Eukaryota; Metazoa; Echinodermata; Crinoidea; Comatulida; Comatulidae
Exons: 6
Coding region: 635-1597 (320 amino acids)
Molecular function (GO): RNA binding
Source: RefSeq, a predicted model, not a curated record